CCUCAAUGGAGUCGAAAUUUUCCUUCUUUUCACAAACACAUAAUCUCUGCAAUCUUCUCAUCCUUGUUUUCUUCUCUUUUGCUCCCUCUCCAUUGCUUGGUCGCCUGUCUUUCGACUUCUAUGCAACAUCAUGUCCUGUUGCAGAGUUGAUGGUGAGCAACACAGUAAGAUCAGCUUCGGCCAAUGAUCCUGCCGUCCCCGGGAAACUACUGCGCCUGUUGUUCCAUGACUGUUUCGUGGAGGGUUGUGAUGCAUCAGUACUAUUAAAAGGGAAUGGGACGGAGCGAAGCGAUCCCGCUAAUACUUCUCUUGGAGGAUUUUCAGUUAUCGAUUCGGCCAAAAGGGUGCUCGAAAUCUUCUGUCCCGGAACUGUUUCUUGUGCUGAUAUUAUUGCUUUGGCUGCAAGAGAUGCAGUUGCAAUUGCUGGUGGACCGGCAUUUCAGAUUCCAACUGGUAGAAGAGAUGGAAGAAUAUCAAACUCUGCAAAUGUCAGGCCCAAUAUUGUAGAUACAAGCUUUACCAUGGAUGAAAUGAUAAAGCUUUUCAAUUCUAAAGGCUUAUCUGUUGAUGAUCUUGUCACACUAUCAGGUGUACAUACCAUCGGCCUUGCUCAUUGUAGUGCAUUCAGUGAUCGAUUCCGACAAGACUCUGAGGGAAACCUCACACUGAUCGACACAUCCCUAGACAUUAACUACGCACAAGAGCUCAUAAAAAAGUGUCCAGCAGGUGGAAGUAGCACAUCUGUCACCGUCAACAACGAUCCCGAGACGUCAUUUGUAUUUGAUAAUCGAUAUUUUAGCAACCUGUUGGCCCACAAAGGGUUGUUUCAGUCAGAUUCUGUUAUUGUAGAGGAUGGAAGAACAAGGAAACAAGUGGAGGAGUUUGCAAAUAGUGAGGAAAGCUUCUUCAAGAGUUGGGGGGAGUCAUUCUUGAAGCUCACUACCAUUGAAGUGAAGACAGAUGAUGAAGGGGAAAUCCGACACUCUUGUUCCUUUUCUAAUUAAUGGGUUACGACGGCAUGAAUCAUAUCAUAUAACUGGCCCUUAAUUAUUGAUAUGCUGGUAACUAUGUCUAUAUCCAUGAUGUGUUAGUCUAUUAAUGUUGGUAUAGUGUCGAAUAAACUUUGAUAUUUUGAUGUAGU
Molecule: messenger RNA, 1141 nt
Organism: Hibiscus syriacus
Lineage: Eukaryota; Viridiplantae; Streptophyta; Magnoliopsida; Malvales; Malvaceae
Product: peroxidase 18-like
Exons: 4
Coding region: 6-1004 (332 amino acids)
Biological process (GO): response to oxidative stress; hydrogen peroxide catabolic process
Molecular function (GO): heme binding; peroxidase activity
Source: RefSeq, a predicted model, not a curated record